Messenger RNA from Spirometra erinaceieuropaei, 624 nucleotides. Lineage: Eukaryota; Metazoa; Platyhelminthes; Cestoda; Diphyllobothriidea; Diphyllobothriidae. The record is from the annotation of a GenBank genome assembly.
AUGGAAGGUCGGAUGGAACCUUGCGUCGGCACCGUCGUGACGUGGUUCGUCUCUGCACGCCGCUGGACAGCUGGUGACGGGAUGGAUCUCCAUAUCGACAUCGCCUUGACGCGCCCACCUACGCCGUCAGAGACCGCGGCUUACGGCGAAUUAGAGUCGCUCUCCACUACAACCCGUCGCAUCCUGCGUCUGAACUGGCAGGAUCGCAUCCCCGACACUGAUGUGCUGGAAGGAAAGGGAAUGCUCAGCAUCUACUCCAUGUUGAGACAAAUGCAGCUGCGCUGGAACGGCCACCUGGUGCGCAUGUACGACGAGCGACUACCCAAACGGCUCUUCUACGGAGACGUCGCGACGGGUUCUCGUCGUCAAGGAGGUCCAAUUCGUCGAUACAAGGAUACCCUAAAGCUACUGCAAAUCAACCCGACCAACUGGAAAGAGGUCGCCCGCGAUCGUCCGACAUGGAGGAGAACAGUGAAGACGGGCGCUGCUAUCCACGAAGCCAACCGCAUCGCCGCCGCCAAAGCGAAACGCGAAGCCCGCAAAUCCCAACUGCGCCCAGUCAGCAACGCCGCCGUACAACCACUUCCAACGUGUCCUCGAUGUCAGCGGACAUUCCGGGCUUGA